AUGCCUGAGCCCCAGUGUGAAGGGUUGUUCAGUGAGACAAGUGCCUUCAAUCGCAUUACACCAGUGACCCCUAAAAAGAGAGACAAUGUGGAAGAUACACCACCAGUGACCCCUAAAAAGAGAGGCAAUGUGGAAGAGGCUGAUCUGGGAGAGCAGAGCAAUAUGGCAGAACUGCUGGAGGACCUGGGCAACACUGUCUCAGAGCUUGUCUCCACCCUUAAAAUGGUUCAACAGAACAAAGACACUGAGGUGGAGGAGUUGCGCAGAGCUAUAUGUAGUCUGCAGGGGGAGCAGCAGGCCAUGACAAGCAAGCACAUGGCUGAGGUGUGGGAGCUUAAGGAUCAGCUUGGCCAUAUGAACAGCCAGGCCGAGAAGGGUAACAUGGCGUUGCAACAAAAAAAUCAGGAUGAGAAGAUGCUGACUAAGUUGUUCACAGAAGUAAAUGAGGCAGGGGAGCUUCUCAAUAAUUAUAAGACUGACAAUAAUGAGUUGCGCAAAGAGGUGGUAGCACUUCGUACCUCUCUCCAACAGUCCAUGGUGGAAUCUCAGGUCCUGAGGGACGAACUAAGGAAAGUUAGUAGCCUAUCAGCCAACUCAGAGCAGUUCAUGGACGAAAAGAUCUUUCUACUCAAAGAGAUGGAGAGACUUAAGGGGAGCCUGAAGAACAUGGAACAGGCCAGGGCUAAGCUCCUGGACAGAGCAAAGAGACACCAAAUGAUCCACCAAAGCAACCAGCAGAAAAUGGAAGAUGAGCUCCGUACGCUGGACAACAUGAUUGACACAGUCAGAAAGACCCUGUCAUCCGUACCACAAGUGGUGAAGAACUGUGAUCAGCUCAAAUGGCUUGUUGAAUACAUUGGCUGAUGUGCUUGGUAUUGAUGUCUAUUUUGUUAUAUUUGUAAGUUUGUGCUUUUCUUGGCUUGAAGUUUUUCUUUUAUAAAUUUUACUAUGACGAAAA
This is a messenger RNA of Lampris incognitus (smalleye Pacific opah), 958 nucleotides long. RefSeq names its product sperm associated antigen 5 (gene spag5). Lineage: Eukaryota; Metazoa; Chordata; Actinopteri; Lampriformes; Lampridae. The coding region runs from base 1 to 864 and encodes 287 amino acids. Gene Ontology annotation, biological process: phosphorelay signal transduction system; regulation of attachment of spindle microtubules to kinetochore; cell division. The record is from RefSeq and is a predicted model, not a curated record. The transcript has 7 exons.